Didymodactylos carnosus is the source of this 1299-nucleotide messenger RNA. The record is from the annotation of a GenBank genome assembly. NCBI's taxonomy places the organism in Eukaryota, Metazoa, Rotifera, Eurotatoria, Philodinida, Philodinidae.
AUGCCUAACAUGUAUCAAUUAUUUUUGUUGCUAACAUCUUUGGCAGUUCAUUUAUGUAUUGGUCAAGAAAUAUGUUCGUCUGUUAAUUGCGUAUUGCCUUCUUGUAUGUGUUUGACAACGAAGCAUCCCAUAACACAGGAUGUCAAACAACUACCUCAAUUAAUACUAUUGAGUUUUGUUGGAGAUCUAAAUAAAUACUCAUUGGAUUCGCUCCGAUCAAUACUGAAUCCUGUUCAUCGUAAUCCAGAUAAAUGUCCAAUAUCAAGUACAUUCAUUGUUAAUGAUAAGCAUACAGAUUAUUGCUUUGUACAACGUUUAUUUGACAAUAAUAAUGAAAUAGCUAUAACAGCGGCAAGUAACAAAUGUCCAUUAACGAACUGUUAUGGUGAAAGCUCAUGGCAUAAAUGGGAUCAUGAUCAAUGGACUAAUGAGAUUAAAACACAACGUGAAAAUAUAGUCAGAAAAGCUCAGAUUCAUUAUUCACAUAUCAAAGGUUUUCGCGUGCCUCAUUUACAAAUUGAUGACAAACGACAUUUACAUGUUAUACGAGAUUUUAGUUUUAAUUAUGAUUCAUCAAUGAUCUUUGCACGGUCUAGACAUGAAAAUCGAGAAAAUAUAACAUUACCCGUAUGGCCAUUUACGUUAGAUUAUCAAAUUGGCAAUAAAGACUUUUUGUGCGAAAAUUGUGGUUAUGAAAAAAUAACAACGUUUCAAGGACUUUGGGAAUUUCCCCUACAUCAUUGGCAUGAUCCGAAUAUUAACGUAAAAUGUCAUACAUUAGCGGAUACAUCUCGAUGCUUUCCAAAUGGUGAAACAGUUGAUUUGUUGUAUGAACUAAUGAUUUAUAAUUUUAAUUUGCAUUAUAAUUUUAAUCGUGCACCAUUAGUUAUUGAGCUUGAUCUAGUUUGGCUAUAUGAUAAUGAUCAACAUUUAGAAGUGAUUAUUCGUUUUAUUAAACAUAUAAUAAAGAUAAAUAAUGAUGAUAUUUAUUUUGUUUCAAUUUCACAAGCUCUUGAGUGGAUGAAAUAUCCUCGUUUACUCAAUGAAACAAAAGAUUUUUGGGCAUUUCAGUGUGAUAGAAUGAAAUACGAUUAUGAUAUUAAAUGUCGUGAUGGUUAUAAUGAUGAUAAGAAUCAAAUAGAAAAUCCUUUAUCAAAAAAUUCGUCAAAUACAUUAGAAACAAUCGUCGAUUAUCAAGAUGAACAAUUGUUUCAUGGUGGACUUUUAUUUCAUUGUAUAUGGAUAUGUUUAGUCUUAGUUUUAUUAAUUAUAUUCUAUGAUAAAUAUUUGUCCAAAUAA